AUGGAUUUCGAAUUUGACAAAUUUGACGAGAAAUUCAUGAAUAUGUUAGAAUCAAAAGAAGAUCAUAGUAGAAUUCUAGCGUGUUAUAACAUUUUGUCUCAGGAAUUUCGUAGAUUAUUGAGGGUCCGAGAAAAUGGUCGAGUGGUCCUAUUUUACGAAAACUUAUCACAAGACCUUUCGAAGCUCCACAAGAGCAAAAAUGAAUGUAACACCAUCAUUGAAGUGGGAAAAGGCACUUCGAAAAAGACCUAUACAAUUCACUCCUCGAUCCUGUGCUUUAGGUGCCCCCAUCUUUACAACGAAUUGACAAUCAAUAAUAAUAAUACCGAUAACACAAGGGUUAUCAGAAAACCAAAAUUUUCGUCAAAUGUUUUUGACUACAUCAUUAGAUACAUUUACACGGGUGUUCUCGAAUUGAGAGAAGAGCUUUCCGUUCUCUUUGAACUUUUCGCUACUGCCAAUGAACUUGGUAUCAUGGAGCUGACUACUUAUCUUGAAUCCUAUUUCAUAAAAAACCACUCUCCUUGGUUACGAUCAAACUUUACAAGAGUUCAUAGAGAAGUAUUUCAAUAUCAAAAUCUUAAUUCCUUACAGGAAUACUGUAACAAAACUAUCGCGAGCAGCCCCGAAGAUGAUCCCCACAAAUACCUUUCAGAUAGCGAUUUUAGGCUCAAUUUAGUUUUACGUGGCAGUCAAGAUGGAUUUUCCGUGGCCGAUUUUUGGAGGUUAUGUGAAGGAAAAGAGGAUAUUGUGAUGGUCGCAAAAGUAAAGGGGACCAAAGAGAUAAUAGGCGGAUACAAUCCAAUAGGGUGGGAAAGAAAACAACACGAAAAGUAUAUCGAAACGUCUGACAGUUUUAUAUUUUCCUUCAGUGACAAGAAAGGAACAACUUUGAGUCGAGUAAAAAACGACAGUAAAGCCAUUUAUAUUGACAAAAAAGGAUCUUCCGUGUAUGGUCCUUGUUUUGGGACUUAUGACUUGAUUUUACACGACAAUCCUAAGAAUAACGCCAAGUCCUAUUGUCGCAAGAGCGAUUAUGAGAUUCCCAUAAGGGAAAAUCGAGCAAAUUUCUCUAUCGAAGAAUAUGAAGUAUAUGAACUAAUCAGAAAGCAAAUAUCCGGCAGUUUAAAUGUGAAACUUCAAUAA
Messenger RNA from Acaulospora morrowiae, 1146 nucleotides. Lineage: Eukaryota; Fungi; Glomeromycota; Glomeromycetes; Diversisporales; Acaulosporaceae. The record is from the annotation of a GenBank genome assembly.